Molecule: messenger RNA, 2688 nt
Organism: Epinephelus lanceolatus (giant grouper)
Lineage: Eukaryota; Metazoa; Chordata; Actinopteri; Perciformes; Serranidae
Product: tripartite motif-containing protein 16-like
Molecular function (GO): protein binding; zinc ion binding
Source: RefSeq, a predicted model, not a curated record
ACACUGCAGAUCAGUGAAUAAACAUCAAGGAAAUGAGCUGAGCUUUUAUCUGGAAACAGAGAGUGAAACUAACUGACAUUCACUGUCGUCUAGAGGAGAAAUGGCACAGCAAGUGUUUUUGGAUCGAGAAAAACUGAGCUGUUCAAUCUGUCUGGAUCUACUGAAGGAUCCGGUGACUAUUCCCUGUGGACACAGCUACUGCAUGAGCUGUAUUAAAGACUGCUGGGAUGAGGAGAAUGGGGAGAAUGAAAUAUACAGCUGUCCUCAGUGUAUGCAAAGCUUCAUACCGAGGCCUGGCCUGGUGAAAAGUACCCUGUUAGCAGAGUUGGUGGAGGAACAGAAGAAAGUUGGACUUCAUGCUGUUUCACCUGAUCAGUCCUUUGCAGGACCUGAAGACGUGGCCUGUGAUUUCUGCUCUGGGAUAAAGGUAAAAGCCUUCAAGUCCUGUCUGGUGUGUAUGGCCUCUUACUGUGAGCAACACCUACAGCCUCACUAUAAUGUAGCUCCGUUAAAGAAACACAAGCUGGUUGAAGCCACUUCAGAGCUGGAGGAGAACAUCUGCUCUCGCCACGACGAGGUGAUGAAGAUCUUCUGCCGCACUGAUCAGCAGUGUAUCUGUUAUCUCUGCCUCAUGGAUGAUCAUAAAGGCCAUGACACAGUCUCUGCUGCAGCAGAGAGGGCUGAAAGACAGACGGAGCUCGGGGUAAGUAACCAAAGAAUCCAACAGAGAGUCCAGGACAGAGAAAAAGAUGUCAAGGUGCUUCAGCAGAGGGUGGAGACUAUCAAUCUCUCUGCUGAUGAAGCUGUGAGGGACAGUGAGAAGAUCUUCACUGAUUUGAUCUGUCUCAUUGAGAAAAGGAGCUCUGAGGUGAAGCAGCAGAUCAGAUCCCAGCAGAAAACUCAAGUGAGUCGAGCUAAAGAGCUCGAGGAGAAGCUGCAGCAGGAGAUCACUGAGCUGCAGAGGAAAGACACUGAGCUGGAGAAACUCUCACGCACAGAGGAUCACCUGCAUUUCCUCAACAACUACCCCUCACUGUCACAUCUGAGUGGGUCUGAAGACUUACCCAGCAUGGAUACCAGUCCUCUGUGCUCUUUUAAGGAUGUGACAGCAGCGGUGUCAGAGGCCAGAGAUAAACUGCAGGCUGUUCUGAGUGAGGAGUGGACAAAGAUCUCACUGGCAGUGACUGAAGUGGAUGUUUUACUGCCUCAAGCAGAGCCCAGAACCAAAGCUGAAUUUAUGAGAUAUUCACAUCAAAUCACACUGGAUCCAAAUACAGCACACAGGCGUUUGUCACUGAGUGACAGAAACAGAAAAGUAAAAUCAAUGGCAGUAGAACAGUUCUUCUUGGAUCACCCAGACAGAUUUGAUGAAAGGUGGCAGGUCCUGAGUGGAGAGGGUCUGACUGGACGUUGUUACUGGGAGGUGAAGUGGAGCGGGAAUGUUUCUAUAGCAGUUGCAUACAAGGAUAUUAGCAGAACAGGGACUAUGUAUGAAUGUAGAUUUGGAUAUAAAAAAAAGUCAUGGUCAUUAAAAUAUAACAGUGAUAGUUAUAAAUUCAGACAUAACAACAUUGUUACUUCCAUCUCAGGCCCUCAGUCCUCCACAAUAGGAGUGUAUCUGGAUCACAGGGCAGGUACUCUGUCUUACUACAGCGUCUCUGAAACCAUGACUCUCCUCCACAGAGUCCAGACCACGUUCACUCAGCCUCUCUAUGCUGGAUUUUGGUUUACACAAAGUCCUGGAGGCACUGCUGAGUUGUGUGAGCUCAAGUAGACUGAGGGAUUCAUGUCUUUACAGUAAAUGCUGAGGUGUGUCUGCACUGCAGACUGUGAUGUGUGUUCUUGGACUUGUUUUGUAUUGUUGUUUUGUUUGUGUCAAUCAAAUGAAAUGGUGAAAUGCAACAGAAAUACUUUCCCCUUGAUAUAGGGGUUAAACAAUCUUGAUUGCUUCAAUUCAAGUCUAAUGUUAUAUUUACUCAACAAUUUUUAAUGCACUAUGCAUGGAAAAUAUUGCAUAUGCACAAUGAAUGCAUUAUAAAGUAAAAAAAAGAAGACUUUUAGGUUUAGUUUAGUUUGGUUAUUUAAGCUGUAAUUGUUUUCUCAUUAGUACUUCACAUACUGCUGUGUAUAUUGCAUACGGUGCUGCUGUUGUACUGAUACUGCAAAAUCACAUUACUUUUUUAUUACUUUUUUUUUUUUCAAUUCACCCAAAAAGCACUUGUACUAGAAAAGUGGUAAAGUUAUAACUCUAACCUUCUGAAGAAUACUUCACUAACAUUUUAAGAAAACAUACUGAUAUAGCAAGCUCACAUUACUUCUUCUUUAAUGUACCCAAACAGUACAUUCAAAACUGGUUUAAUUCUGAAUGUAACCUUCAGAAAAAUAGUUUACCAAUCAUCCUUUUAAGAAUAAAUUCACAUGUAUUUACAGGGAAACAAUUUGUAGGUAAUAUUAUAAAAAGUUAAUGUUCAGAAUCCCACAAAAAAUAAAUAAAUAGUCAGUUUCUCUAAAUGUAACAUCAAAUCUCUAUUCUUUAAAAAACAUCACAUUCACAAAAUGCUCUGUGUUCUUCCUUUCACUGUUUGAGUAUCACAAAAAUCAUUCAUUUCCUUCUAAAUUUCUCUAAUCAGUCAGUUUUUUUAAGAUAUUUUGGUAACAAACACACAGGCAGAUUAAUGAAGACAAUCA